AUGUCCGCUGAGACAGGCAACCCAUCGGCGGAGCUUCCACAGCUGCCUGAAGGCAACAGCAAUGUACACAAGCUGCCACCUGUACCGAAAGGCGCGACAGUCCGCCGACGCUCCGUACCAGCUCGGACCGCAUCCACCCGCUCCACGAACCGCAUCUACGUGACGCCCAAGACGCCCUUCCGCUCCGUCAGCAGCCGCGUGCGCAAGCAGCUCGACAAGUACCUGCAGCAGGCCUCGAACGACGUGCGCUCGUCCGCAAACUACCUCGCCAGAAAAAAAGACGCAUCGCUCAAGGAGCGCGUGCACCGGAUCCAGGCCGUGUCUCGGAGGGGCAACGGCGGCGGCGGGCUGACGGACCUCGAGGACGCGGGCGAGGUGCUGGUGUGCGGGACGGGACGCGCCAUCCAGAAGGUCGUCGAGGUCGCGCUGUUCUUCCAGAAGCAGCCGGAUUGCAUCGUGCAGCUUCGCACGGGCAGCGUGGGGGCCGUGGACGAUGUCGUCGUGGAGGGCGAGGAGCAGUGGGGAGCCGAGGGCGAGCAGAGGGCUAGGAUGAUGAGUUCUCUGGAGGUGUCUAUCAAACUCCGUUGA
This is a messenger RNA of Anthostomella pinea, 588 nucleotides long. NCBI's taxonomy places the organism in Eukaryota, Fungi, Ascomycota, Sordariomycetes, Xylariales, Xylariaceae. The record is from the annotation of a GenBank genome assembly.